AGACUACCCGAGAGCCUUCUAUAUACAAGGCCUGGGUUUUCCUCAUUAAAAUAUCGUAUCUUAGAGUACCUUGAAUAUUUAUCGGCGUUUAUCGCCAGAUACCUCAACAGGAAAAAGGGGUGGGGAACAAUUCUCGCUUUAUCUAGCGGGAGGUUGGAGUGUACUAGGGAACUGGUUAUGGCAUUAUAGUGGUGUAUUAAGUGUGUUGAACGUGAAAAGCAAUGUUGUGACUUGUCCAGGAUGUGCAAUAAAGGUUUUCUCAGGGUUUGGACGGGCACAGUAAGUUGUCUUGUGAUUCCCGGCUAUCAUAUCACGGUUCGAGUAUUCAUGGACCAGUACCGGGUUUUUCGCACCGCUCCCGAACGAUUGAGUGACCUAGGGGAACAAGAUAGACUAUCGGUUCCAAGGGAGUGCCGGAGAAUCGCGCAGAGGGAGUAGUCAUGAAAACCGUUUUUUUUUAGGGGUUUUUUUUCCCCUCUCGAACUGGUUUAAUCGUUCGGGGGGAGCUCUCGAAUAUAUUUAGUUUUCCUAUGUGGAUCGUAAAGGAAAUUCUA
Tuber melanosporum (Perigord truffle) is the source of this 554-nucleotide messenger RNA. RefSeq lists its product as uncharacterized. NCBI's taxonomy places the organism in Eukaryota, Fungi, Ascomycota, Pezizomycetes, Pezizales, Tuberaceae. The transcript has a single exon. The record is from RefSeq and is a predicted model, not a curated record. The coding region runs from base 241 to 438 and encodes 65 amino acids.